Molecule: messenger RNA, 1026 nt
Organism: Zerene cesonia (dogface butterfly)
Lineage: Eukaryota; Metazoa; Arthropoda; Insecta; Lepidoptera; Pieridae
Gene: Pcna
Product: proliferating cell nuclear antigen
Exons: 8
Coding region: 155-937 (260 amino acids)
Biological process (GO): leading strand elongation; regulation of DNA replication; translesion synthesis
Cellular component (GO): PCNA complex
Molecular function (GO): DNA binding; DNA polymerase processivity factor activity
Source: RefSeq, a predicted model, not a curated record
CGGUAUUUUUUCCCGCUGUCGCCGGCUUGCUGUCACAUUUUGAAGAGGUCAGCGACUUAAUUGCCUCAAUUUCAAAAAUCUUGUCGGUGUUUUGUGCUCCCAGCGUCCAUUUCCAUUACUUUGUUUCAUUUUAUACUAAAAAUAAUAAAACAACAUGUUUGAAGCACGUUUACUCCGAAGCUCCAUUUUGAAGAAAGUCCUGGAAGCCAUCAAGGAUCUCCUUACUCAAGCCACAUUUGACUGUGACGAUAAUGGAAUUCAAUUACAGGCCAUGGACAACUCCCAUGUUUCUUUAGUGUCUCUCUCACUCAGGGCAGAUGGCUUCGACAAGUACAGGUGUGACAGGAAUAUAUCCAUGGGAAUGAACUUGGGAAGUAUGUCAAAAAUCCUGAAAUGUGCGGGUGACAAGGAUACAGUGACAAUGAAGGCGCAGGACAACGCUGACACUGUAACAUUUGUGUUUGAGAGCCCCAACCAGGAGAAGGUCUCAGAUUAUGAAAUGAAACUCAUGAAUUUAGAUUUAGAGCAUUUGAGAAUCCCAGAAACUGAAUACAGUUGCACAAUCCGCAUGCCCAGUGCAGAGUUUGCUCGUAUCUGCAGAGAUCUGUCACAAUUUGGAGAAUCCAUGGUCAUAUCUUGCACAAAGGAGGGAGUGAAAUUCUCAGCAAGUGGGGACAUUGGUUCAGCUAAUGUGAAGCUUGCACAAACUGCCUCCAUUGACAAGGAAGACGAGGCAGUUAUCAUUGAGAUGGAUGAGCCUGUUACACUCACUUUCGCCUGCCAGUAUCUCAACUAUUUCACUAAAGCUACUUCCUUGAGUCCACAGGUGCAAUUAUCGAUGUCCGCCGACGUGCCCCUUGUGGUGGAGUAUCGCAUUCCAGACAUUGGUCACAUUCGCUAUUACUUGGCGCCUAAAAUCGAAGAAGACGAUAACUAAAAUAACUAGUAUUCCGUACCGUUGUGCCUAUCAUGUUACUUUUGUAUAACAAUUAAAUUGUGGUUAAGAUAAUAAAACUAUUUUUUAAU